GUUGAUUAAGAGGGUGAAUUGAUGUUUCAUAGCUUCUCAAGCAACUUCUUUCUGUCUUUCACAAGUGGAGGUCAGAGGUCAAUGUACAAGAGUUGCUUGUUCUUACCUCCCUACCAUGUGAGUCCUGGUGGACAAACUGAACUCAAUGGGCUUGGGGCAAGCCUCUAUUCACUGAGCCAUCUUUCUGGCUCUGAACACAACCCUUCAUGAGAAAUAUAUUACAGACACCAAUCCUCUGAUUUCCUGUCUCUUUCAGGAAAUGGCAGCCCAGGGAGAAGCUUGUGAGGAGAGAAUUUGUGAAUUUGAUGAUGAUUUGGCCUCUGAGCUCUCUGCACUUCUCGGUCUGGACGCAGGUCAGGUCCUAAAGAGACAAGAUGAAGAGGACCAUCAAGAACGGAUGAAGAUGAAGAAAGGCUUUAACUCACGGAUGCGCAGUGAGGCCAGACGAUUAAAGACUUUUGUGAACUAUGAGUCGUUCAGGUCAUGGACGCCACAGGACAUGGCAGCCGCUGGGUUUUACCUUACUGGGGUGAAACUUGCGGUGCAAUGUUUCAGCUGUAGUUUAAUCCUCUUUUCCACCAGACUCAGGCAUCUUCCCAUAGAAAACCACAGGAAAUUACGUCCAGAAUGUGAGUUCCUUUUGGGCAAGGAUGUUGGGAACAUUGGCAAGUACGAUGUAAGGGUGAAGGGUCCAGCGAGGACUCUGAGAGGUGGCAGAGCUCGGUACCAAGAAGAGGAGGCCAGACUGGAGUCCUUUGAGAGCUGGCCGUUUUAUGCCCACGGGACAUCGCCACGUGUUCUCUCCGCAGCCGGCUUUGUCUUCACAGGAGAAAGGGACACCGUGCAGUGUUUCUCCUGCGGUGGAUGCUUAGGAAACUGGGAAGGAGGAGACGAUCCCUGGAAGGAGCACGCCAAGUGGUUCCCCAAAUGUGAAUUUCUUCGAAGUAAGAAAUCAUCAGAGGAAAUUGCCCAGUAUAUUCAAAGCUACAAGGGAUUUGCUCAUGUAACGGGAGAACAUUUUGUGAAUUCCUGGGUCAGAAGAGAAUUACCUAUGACAUCAGCUUACUGCAAUGACAGCGUGUUUGCCAAUGAAGAACUGAGGAUGGACACUUUUAAGGACUGGCCCCGCGAAUCACCUGUGGCUGUUGAGGCUCUGGUCAGAGCAGGCCUUUCCUACACAGGGAAAGAGGACAUUGUCCGGUGUUUUUCCUGUGGAGGAUGUAUGUCAAAGUGGGAGGAAGGUGACGACCCAUUAGCAGAUCACACCAAGUUUUUUCCCAACUGUGUAUUUCUUCAAAACCUGAAGUCUUCUGCACAAGAGAUUCCAGCCCUUCAGAGCCCUGAUGUCCUUCUGGAAGCCACGGAAACCACAAGUGAGAGCAAUCACGAGGAUGCAGCGGCAGUUCAUCCUACCACGGCCGACUUGGCUCAGAGUGAAGCCCCGUGGUUUCAAGAGGCAAAGAGUCUGAGUGAGCAGCUGAGAGGCGCCUACACCAAGGCCACUUUCCGCCACAUGGAUUUGCCAGAGGUGUGCUGCAGCCUCGGCACUGACCACUUGCUUGGCUGCGAUGUGUCCAUCGUUUCAAAGCACAUCAGCAGGCCAGUGCAGGAGGCCCUGACGAUGCCCGAGGUCUUCAGCAAUCUCAGCUCUGUCAUGUGUGUGGAGGGGGAAGCUGGCACUGGAAAGACAACCUUCCUGAAGAAAAUAGCUUUCCUCUGGGCAUCAGGAUGCUGUCCCCUGUUGAACAGGUUCCAGCUGGUCCUCUACCUGUCCCUUAGUUCCACCAGACCAGACCAGGGGCUGGCCGACAUCAUCUGUGCCCAACUCCUAGAGGCAGGAGGAUGCAUUAGUGAGGCGAGCCUAAGCAGCAGCAUCCAGCACUUUAAACACCAGGUGCUCUUCCUGCUGGAUGACUAUAGUGGGGCAGACUCACUCCCCCAAGCCCUGGAAACACUGAUUACAAGAAACUACUUGUCACGAACCUGCUUAUUGAUCGCUGUCCACACAAACAGGGCCAGGGACAUCCGCCCGUACCUAGAUAGGAUUCUAGAGAUCACAGACUUUCCCUUCUAUAACACUGUUUCUGUGUUACGGAAGUUCUUCUCACAUGAUAUAAUCCGUGUGCGAAGGUUUAUAAAUUACUUUGGAAUGAAUGAAUAUUUACAGGGGAUUCAGAAAACCCCCCUGUUUGUGGCAGCAGUCUGUAGUGACUGGCUUCAAAAUCCUUCUGACCAGCCCUUUCACGAUGUGGCAGUUUUCAAGGCCUACAUGAAAUGUCUGUCCUUAAAGUACAAAGCUGCAGCUGAGGCUCUCAAGGCCACUGUGUCCUCAUGUGGGCAGCUUGCCUGUAGAGGGCGUUUUUCAUCCUGCUUUGAGUUCAACAGUGAUGACCUCACAGAAGCAGGAGUUGAUGAAGAUGGAGAGUUGACCACCUGCUUGAUAAGCAAAUUCACCGCCCAGAGACUGAGACCAAUCUACCGGUUUCUAAGUCCUCUGUUCCAGGAAUUUCUUGCUGCCAUGAGGUUGACUGAACUCCUGGGUUCAGAUAGGCAGGAAGACCAAGAUCUGGGACUUCACUAUUUGAGACAAAUUAACUCACCCUUGAAGGCUAUGAGCUCCUACCACACUUUUUUGAAGUAUGUCUCCAGCCAGCCUUCCUCAAAGGCUGGACCAAGAGUUGUGUCUCAUUUGCUUCAGUUGGUGGAUGAGAAAGAGUUUCUGGAGAGCGUGUCUGAAAAUGAGGAUUACAUGAAGCUCCAUCCAGAAGCUUCCCUGUGGAUGGAGUCUGUCAACAGGUUGCAGCAUUUAUCUCCUGAAGCCUGCUCUUUAUUUAUUUCAGAAAACUUGCUAAGAAUUGCUUUAAACUUUGCUUACCAAAGCAACACAGUUGAUGCAUGUUCUCCAUUUAUCUCGAAAUUCCUUCGAGGGAGAACACUGCCUUUGAGAGUACUGAAUUUACAAUACUUCUGGGAUCAUCCGGAAAGCCUCUUAUUACUGAAGAGCAUUGAGGUCUCCAUAAAUGGAAAUAAGAAGGUACAGAUAAUAGACUUUCCACUCAUAGAAAGAAGUUUGGAAACAUUGCAGCCGCCAACUGUAGAUCCAGACUAUGUGUCUGCCUUUCAACCCAUAUAUGAAUGCAAGAAAAAUUUGUCUGAAAAAGAAGAGAUAAUAAAAAACUAUGCGGAUAUCCAACACCAGGCCCCACCCAACAUCAGCGCUGGCUACUGGAAACUGUCACCCAAGCCAUACAAAAUCCCUAGGCUGGAAGUUGGAGUGGCCAACAUGGGCCCAGCAGACCAAGCCCUGCUCCAGGUCCUGAUGGAAGUCUUCUCAGCCUCACAGAAUAUUGAGCUCUGCUUAUCCAACAGCAGUGGCUUUCUUGACAGCAUCCGCCCGGCUCUGGAGCUGAAUAAGACCUCUGUCACCAAGUGCUCCAUGCGCAGCCUAGAGCUCAGCACAGCAGAGCAGGAGCUGCUUGUCACCCUGCCUGGCCUGCAGUCUCUCGAGGUCUCAUGGGUAAACCAGUUACCAGAUCAACUCCUCUCUAACUUGGACACAUUUCUGGGCCUGAAAGAACUGUCUGUGAGACGAUGUGACAAAGCUGAUGUGCUUUCAGUCCUUCCUGAAGAGUUCCCAAACCUCCACCACAUGGGGACCUUAUCCAUCCAAACUUCCACCGAGUCUGACCCCUCCAGACUAGUUAAAUUGAUUCAGAACUCUCCAAAUCUUCAUGUCUUCCGUCUAAAAUGUGAUUUCCAUUCGAACUGUGAGUCUCUUAUGGCUGUGCUUGCUUCCUGCAAGAAACUCAGAGAGAUUGAGUUUUCUGGAAGAUGCUUUGAACCCAUGCCAUUUGUCACCAUUUUGCCAAAUUUUGUUUCUCUGAAGAUUUUGAAUCUUAAAUGCCAGCAAUUCUCAGAUAAGGAAACUUCUGAACUGUUUGCACAGGCCCUGGGCUCUCUCAGGAACCUGGAGGAACUGCUUCUUCCCACUGGGGACGGGAUUCACCAAGUGGCCAAACUGAUUGUCCAGCAAUGUCUGCAUCUUCAGCGUCUCCGAGUCCUUGCCUUUGGGGGGACUUUGGAUGAUGACAGUGUGAUGGAAAUUGCCAAGGUAGCAACCAGAGGAGGUUUCCAGAAACUUGAGAACUUAGAUCUUUCAAUGAAUCACAAGAUUACAGAAGAAGGAUACAGACAUUUCUUUCAAGCCCUGGACAACCUGACAAACUUGCAAAACCUGAAUGUUUCUAGGCAUAUCCCAGAAUGCAUCCAAGUUCAGGCCACCACUGUCAAGGCUCUGAGUCAGUGUGUGUCCCGACUGCCCAGCCUCACCAGGCUCGGGAUGCUCAGUUGGCUCCUGGAUGACGAGGACAUGAAAGUGAUCGAUGCAGUGAAGGAAAGACACCCCCAGUCCAAACGCUUGUUUGUUCACUGGAAAUGGGUAGUGCCCUUCUCUCCUGUCACUCAGAAGUGACGGGUGCAGCAGAAGGCUAAUGGCAGGUCUGA
Molecule: messenger RNA, 4503 nt
Organism: Acomys russatus (golden spiny mouse)
Lineage: Eukaryota; Metazoa; Chordata; Mammalia; Rodentia; Muridae
Product: baculoviral IAP repeat-containing protein 1b-like
Exons: 14
Coding region: 260-4471 (1403 amino acids)
Biological process (GO): detection of bacterium; pyroptotic inflammatory response; defense response to bacterium
Cellular component (GO): IPAF inflammasome complex
Molecular function (GO): cysteine-type endopeptidase inhibitor activity involved in apoptotic process; ATP hydrolysis activity; ATP binding
Source: RefSeq, a predicted model, not a curated record